AUGCUGUGUUGCAUCAAGCGUCGGGUCGGAUGCAAGGCCUUCCCCAUCGCCUCCCUCGACCACUCGCUCUCCCCGUUUCCUCCAGAGCUGCCCGGGCAGCUCACUGUCAAGACGUCUUCCUCAAAGAAGAGAAAGCUUGCCCGUCCCUUGACGAUCGAUCUUGACGACCCGACCUCUCCAUCGCCAGACACCGCCAUCCCCUCGUGCGAGCCCGACGACGACGCCGCCCUCUCCUUUUCCGCCACGCCCAUAGCCUCCGGGCUUGAAGCGCCGCUCUACGUCCGUGCCGGCUCCCUCACUGCCUCCAGCGUGCCCCCGCGCCUUCAGACCCAGGCCCAGGCCCACGUCAACUCGUCUCUCGUCUCUGCCGACUACGCCUCGUCCGUUGCCUCGUCCCCCGGCGCGUCCUUCUAUCACGAACCGUCCAUCGACAGCAGCGAAAGAGGAGGAGACGACGCCGCUUCCGUGCAAGCCUACGCCAGGAGCCAGUCGCCCUUCCUCAUCUCCAAGAGGGCUAUUAUGAACGGAGAUGCUGAGCUGCCCCAACGUUCAUCCUCUCCGCUGAAACGACGAGCCUCCAGCAUGGAUCCCGAAACUAUCCCGGACAAGAACAUCGAUGCUGCCAGCAGCACCGGGGACGUGGAAAUGACAUCCUCCUCCAACCCCUCGGCAGACCUGCCCCGCGCUAUGAGCGUUGACGUUGUAGAAGUCACGGAUACGGAACCGCUGACCAACGGCACCGAUAUCUCCUCUGCUCAAUCUGCCCCUCCUCCCCCACUCAUUGAGCAGGUCAAGAUAAUUGAAAUGCUACUCAAGGCUUCAGCAGAAAAGCUACCAAAGGAGGGUGAUAAAGCAUACCUCGUAUCACGUACCUGGGUGGACAAGGCUUUGUCAUUACGCUCAGGCAAGGCGGACACCACCGAAGUGUCAUUGGGCCCAGUCGACAAUUCAGACAUUAUCGAGCAAGUCAUUCAAGAGCCUGGCCGUGAAGAUUUCGUUCGCCUCAAGCCUGGUCUUGAUCAACAAUCAUUCGAACUCUUCCCCGAAGAUGCCUGGAGUAUGGUCAUGGAGUGGUAUGGCGUCGAAGAGGGGCAAAAACCCAUCGUCCGCACGGCUAUCAAUACUGCUGUCGAUGCUCAGUCCCCGACCGAGAUUGUCUUUGAGCUUCAUCCCCCUAUUUUUCGUGUGCAUCGCCUGUGGUCUGAGCUCAGCCCGCUACCAAUCGAGCAGUCCCUCAAAGCCGAGAAUCCCCCUCCUCUCUCUCUGGCCAGAAGCCGCAAAUAUCAUGCCCAGACAUUCAUCAAGGAUAUUAAACGGCUUGCCGGCAUUCCAGUCGACCGCAAAAUUCGACUUUUCGUUGUGAACACGGAGCAGCUUGGAACGAGCAGUGCCCAACCUCCGGCGGCCCUCACAACGCCACCCGAUUCUCCUGGUCGCGAUCAAACUGCAGAUGGCGCGGCAGAUUCUUCCUGGUCACACUUGCUCCUUGACGUUCCUUCUUUCGCCAGCGUUCGGAAUGCCAGACGGCAAGCAACCCUCGAAGAUCAAACCGUAAAUUCCAACUACAAUGGCUCCGCCUCAAUUCAGCUGUUCGAUCUAGUGACUGAUGAGAGCCUCGUUGUUGAUGAAUUGGUUGAUAAGAACCUCUGGGUGAGCACCUGCACGAGUCGGUCACUCGAAAAGGCAAUCCCCACGCGAACUAAUAACACCGCGCUGUCCAAGACUUUGAGCAGCCGGAGCAGCCCCAGCUCAUCCGAUGGGCCCGCCACUCGUGGCAGGAUGCAAAAGAAGAGAAACGGCCGGAGCCUUGGCGCCGUGGGCUUGCAGAAUCUCGGCAACACUUGCUACAUGAACUCGGCGCUGCAGUGCCUCCGUGCCAUAGAAGAACUGUCCAAAUAUUUCAUGACGGGGACCUUCUCUACCGAGCUCAACAAGACUAAUCCCCUAGGCUACAACGGCAGAGUCGCCAUGGCCUACAACGGGCUGUUGAAAGAUAUCUAUGACGAAGGCAGAGGCUCUGUCGUCCCCAGAGAUUUCAAAAGCACUGUUGGCCGUGUUCGCUCCACCUUUGCUGGUUGGGGCCAGCAAGACUCGCAAGAGUUUCUUGGAUUCCUUCUCGAUGCCCUCCAGGAAGACCUCAGUCGCAUCAAGAAUAAGCCAUACAUUGAGAAGCCAGACUCUACGGAUGACAUGAUCAACAACCCAGCGGCAAUCAAGGAGAUGGCGGACAAGGUGUGGGAUAUCACCAAAAGACGAGACGAUUCCGUUAUUUUCGAUCUGUUCACUGGAAUGUACAAGUCGACUCUCAAGUGCCCCGUGUGCAGUAAAAUUAGCAUCACAUUCGACCCCUUCAACAACUUGACGCUACCCUUGCCCGUUGAGAACAUGUGGGCCAAGACUGUCACAUUUUUCCCUCUUAAUGACAUCCCCGUCAAGUUUGAAGUUGAGCUGUCCAAGCAUAGCUCGAUUGAGACUCUCAAGUCAUUCUUGUCAAUUCGCACAGGUGUUCCGGUGAAUCGUCUGAUGGGUGCCGAAGAGUUUAAGGAUAAGUUCUUCAAAAUCUACGAGAACAGCGGAGACAUAUCAGAAGAGAUUGGCACUUCCGACGUUGCGACCUUCCACGAGUUGGAGGCUGUGCCUACCAACUGGCCUGCCAAGGGCUAUCAGAAGAAGCCUCGUUCAAUGUUGGACCUCGACGACACGCCACCUGAAACCACGGAUGAAUGGGAUGACCCCAGGUAUGAGAGAAUGGUGGUGCCAGUUCUCCACCGACGGCCACAAAGCGCCAGCAAAGUGACUGAAGGCACCUCUCCUCCGCACUUCAUCAUCUUGACAAGGGAAGAAGCGUCAAACUAUGAAAUCAUCAAGCGCAAAGUAAUGGAGAAAGUGGCAACCUUUUCGACCUGGUCAAAGUUGAACCAGCCGCCAGGCACUGAAGGCUCGGACGCAGCCGAGGCUGACAUGGUUAUCACUACCGCAUCUGACGCCGACUCUUCUGCAGACACUAAGGUUGUUGCAAAAUCAGUCGAGGGAGAAGAUGACAUGGUCGACGUGACCAUGAAGGACGCCCAGACCAACGCUAAUGCCAUGCCUCCUCCUGAGCUACCUCUGCCUAAUGAGCCACGGCUUCUCCGUCAAUUCAACACUCAGCGUCCCAAGUUUGUCCAACCCGGCGAGUUCUUUGACCCGGAACUCCAGACCCUCUUUGAGCUCAGCUAUUUUGCCGCCACGGCCGAUGGCCCUGUUCCAACCGGUUGGUCGAACGUCGAUAACAACCGUACUCUUCCAAAGCUCGCGGAUCGCAUCCCAGAGCCACCCAUUAAGGAGGAUGAAGACCAGGCAAGCCCCGAGAGCUGGAACAGCACCGCUUCCGGCAACGAGGAAAGCAGUAACGAGGAUGAGAGCCCUCAACAAGAGUCUGUACAGACACGCAUGGCGGACGAGUCCAGUGAAGAAGAUUUGCCUCACGGCGCCCGGCAAUUAGCUCAAACUCGUGGGAACCGAGCUCCCGCUCACAAGGUCGCAGGCGGACGAAAGAAAAUGAAGAAUCAUAAACAGUAUGGUAAAAAGGGCAACAAGCGUCGUGACAAGCAAAUGCGGGGUGGGAAGCACGCGCAGCGCUCACCAGUCGUCGAUUCUGAGCCGACGCCCCCGGCAGUUGCUGACGGUGGUCCAUUAAUUCGACUUCAAGAGGGCCUCGUAGUGGAUUGGUCCGAGGAGGGCUGGGAGACGGUGUUUGGCUACACUGGGAAGAAGCAGGAUGCAAGUCAAGGAGCCAAGACGUUUGUCGAUUUGGAAACCAUCAACGACCCCGGCCUCAAGGUCAACCAGAAACGGCGUCAAUCUCGUAGGUCCCGAGGCAUCAGUCUGGAUGAGUGUUUGGACGAAUUUGAAAGAGCCGAGGUUUUGUCGGAGCAAGAUAUGUGGUAUUGCCCGCGAUGCAAAGAACACCGGCGAGCCAGCAAGAAAUUCGAUCUCUGGAAGACACCAGACUACUUGAUUUGCCACCUGAAGCGCUUUAGCAGCUCUGGAUGGCGACGAGACAAAUUGGAUGUUCUGGUCGACUUCCCCAUUGAGGGACUCGACCUUUCCUCAAGAGUCAUUCAAAAGGAAGAUGGAAGGGAAGAGAUGUACGACUUGAUUGGCGUUGAUGACCACUACGGAGGGCUGGGCGGAGGCCACUACACCGCGUACGCGAAGAACUUUGUCGAUGGGCGGUGGUAUAAUUACAAUGAUUCUUCCGUUUCAGCAGUUUCCGACCCUUCGUCGGUGGUCACGAGCGCAGCGUAUCUGCUUUUCUACCGUCGCCGGACCAGCGGCCACCUGGGCGGUCCGCGAUAUGCUCAAAUUUUUGAAAAGUACAACACGGAUACGAGCGCCGACGACGAGGGCGAAUCCGCCGACGACGACAGCCUCGGCCGAGGCUCGCCUUCGAAGGCUGGCGCCACUCACACCACAAUCAAGUCUCUUUCCGAUAGCCAAGACGGGACUCUUCCUCCAUACGAAGAGGCAAUCCGUAGCAUCGAGGACGAAGGCUUGGGUGCUUCAAGCAGCUACCAAGCGGCAGGCCCAAAAUCUCUCGACAUGACACAGAGCUGGAGCUUUAGCGGGCUCGAUAACAGUGGAGCUGAGGGAUCUACAGCCGCCGAGUAUGCCAGCGAUGACGCACAAUUCGACUCAUCUGGCGAUGAGCGGGGCGGCUCCAAGGGAGACUUGUUUGAAGCCGAUGCUCAUAUGACAUCGGCCGAUUCCGCCAAUGGAAUUGCGGACGGCGAAGCGCCAUCCCCUGCGGACGCCCACGAGGACGUCUUGACAGUGCCUACGGGGCCUCCCAGCGGCGACGACGAAGACGAGGUUACCGAAAUCCACCUGGAGGGCGACAACGCCGCCCGGACCGAGUGA
This is a messenger RNA of Trichoderma aggressivum f. europaeum, 4902 nucleotides long. RefSeq lists its product as uncharacterized. Gene Ontology annotation, biological process: protein deubiquitination. NCBI's taxonomy places the organism in Eukaryota, Fungi, Ascomycota, Sordariomycetes, Hypocreales, Hypocreaceae. The transcript is spliced from 5 exons. Gene Ontology annotation, molecular function: cysteine-type deubiquitinase activity. The record is from RefSeq and is a predicted model, not a curated record. The coding region runs from base 1 to 4902 and encodes 1633 amino acids.